GAGAAGAGACGGAAAAAUAAUAUGCUGUUUACUCUCAGAUGAAAUGGGGAGGGGUUAGUAAGAGUGAGUGGGAAGUGCCCAGUGCUGACACAAAGACAUUCAGUGUGUUUGUUGUCACUGGGAGUUUGACUGAGGCUGGGCUGUCACCUGCGCAAUCGCAGUGCAGUUAGCAGGGCAGUGAUCACACAUUACAGCACUCCAGGGAGAUCAGUACUUCAUCGCCAGCGUGGAAACCCUUUCCUCCAGAAAAUGCCUGCUUCACAGAAAACCGCUUGGUCUCCAGCAGUUUGGUGGUCCAAAUGGUUUGUGAAAUGAAACUGAAGAAUUCCCUUGGCAGCCAUGUGGUUGGUGGUAUCCUAGAGAGACUGAAUGCCAUCACCAUCAACCCCCAGCACAUCCUGGAGGAGAUUCUACCAAGGGUGCCCAGCACCGUGACUGACAAUGACGUGCCCAUGCUCUUCCGGGAGCCCUACAUCCACAGUGGCUAUCGGAAGGUGGAGCAGGAUUGGAAAUACUACCUUCUCAGCCUCUUCCAGCAACACAAUGAGGCACUCAAUGUCUGGACUCACCUGCUGGCUGUUCUGGUGCUUGUGGUCCGUUUCCGAGCAUUCCUGGAGACAACCUCGCCAUUCCCCACCGUCUACAGCCUCCCACUUUGCUUCUUCGUGGUUGCCUGUGUCACCUACCUGUCCUGCAGUGUGCUAGCCCAUCUCUUCCAGUCCAAGUCGGAGCUUGCCCAUUACUCUUUCUACUUCCUGGACUAUGUGGGUGUGGGUGCUUACCAAUAUGGCAGUGCCCUGGCACAUUACUAUUAUUGCAUGGAGCCUGAGUGGCACCAGGUGAUUCACCCAUUCUUCCUGCCCAUUGCUGCCAUCCUGGGCUGGCUCUCCUGCUUAGGCUGUUGUUUCUCCAAAGUCCACUUUCAGCGACCUUACCCCAUCACCCGGAAGGUGUGCCAGAUGGUGCCCGCCUUUCUGGCCUACCUCCUGGACAUCAGCCCCAUUGUCCACCGGAUUGCCACCUGCUGGGUACGGGGCUGCACUGACCAUGCUGUCUGGUACCACACCUGGCAGAUCAUCCUGUUUGUCAUUGCUUCCGGCUUCUUCUCUUACCCAAUGCCAGAGAAGUAUUUCCCGGGAAGGUUCGACAUUGUGGGGCAUGGCCACCAGAUCUUCCACGUGUUCCUGUCCCUCUGCACGCUAGCUCAGCUGGAGGCUGUGUUGUUGGACUACAGCAACCGGCGGGAGAUGUUCUCCACCCGGGGGGAUGAGCGCAUGGUCUAUAUCUCGUGCAUGAACUUCAUCGUGCUGAUCGCCUGCAGCGGCAGCUCAGCCAUCUACCUGAGGAGAAUAGUCAAAAACAAGCUGCACAAAAAAGGGGACUGAGGGAUGAGAUGUGGGCCCCAGUCUCCACUCUGGGUUUCCUGGAGGAUUUGUCUGGAUCUCGAACAGAAGCUCAUGAUUUUGAUUUGAAUAUAAGCAGAUCUCAAGGCUCCAGGCCAACCCCUGGGUCUUGUUUGUAUUCAUUUGUUAGUGGAGUCUUGUCCGGGAGGGAACUGCGGUCCCUACGACUGAGGGGACAUGUGUGAGGGAUGGGGUGGGGGGAGUCUGUCUGACCUGCAAAGGUGAGGGUCUCCUGUCUCAUUCUGUGGGGCUACACAAAGCUGGUGAUGAUACUGCCAGGUGGUCUCUCAGUUUGUUCAGCAUCAGAUGCCCCAUCCCUUGGAAAAGCUCCUGUGUGUUAGUUGAACAUCACAAAUGGAUUGAGAGGGUACCAGGAAAGACUGGCAGCAAUAGAGUACACCAACAAAGCUAGAACUGCAUAGGUGACUCUCAUCCAGCAGUAUCAUAGAAUCCCUACUGGCCCAACAAGUUCACACUGACCCUCCAAAGAGUAUCUCACCCAGACUCACACCCCUACCCUCAUCAUCCUGCAUUCCCCAUGGCCAAUCUACCUACCCUACAUAUCCCGGGAAAUUAUGGCCAAUCCACUCAUCCUGCACAUCUUUGGACUGUGGGAGGAAACCGGAGCACCUGGAGGAAACCCACGCAGACACAGGGAGGAUGUGCAAACUCUGCACAGACAGUCACCUGAAAAGUUCAGGUAUCCUAAAGGGGGUAAAUGGCUAACUUUAUAUCAGUGUUGAGCGUAGAGACAGCUUCACUCUGUAUCUAACCCCGUACCGCCUCUGUGUUUGAUGGGGACAGCGUAGAGAUAGCUUUACUCUGUAUCUAAUCCUGUGCUGUACUGGUCCCCAGUGUGUUUAAUGCUGACAGUGUAGUGAAAUCUUUACUCUGUAUCUAACUCUAUGCUAUCCUUGUCCUGGGAGUGUUUGAAGGGGAGUAUGCAGAGGUAGCUUUACCUUUAGUUUAAAAGAAUAUAUGGAGCUUUACUUUAUAUCUAACCUCAUGCUGUACCUGUUUUGGAAGCAUUUGAUGUGGACAAUGUAGAGUGGGUUUUACUCUGUAUCCAACUCCGUGCUGUCCCUGUCCUGGGAGUGUUUGAUAGUGAUAGUGUAGGGGUAGCUUUACUCUGUAUCUAACUCCAUACUGUUGCUGUCCUGUGAGUGUCUGAUGGGGACAAUGUAGAGAUCUUUACUCUGUAUCUAAAUCCUGUGCUGUCCCUGUCCUGGGAGUGUUUGAUGAG
Messenger RNA from Chiloscyllium plagiosum (whitespotted bambooshark), 2646 nucleotides. Its product is annotated as membrane progestin receptor beta-like. Gene Ontology annotation, molecular function: steroid binding; nuclear steroid receptor activity. Gene Ontology annotation, cellular component: plasma membrane. Gene Ontology annotation, biological process: response to steroid hormone. Lineage: Eukaryota; Metazoa; Chordata; Chondrichthyes; Orectolobiformes; Hemiscylliidae. The record is from RefSeq and is a predicted model, not a curated record.